Messenger RNA from Candidozyma auris, 750 nucleotides. RefSeq lists its product as uncharacterized. Bases 1 to 750 code for a protein of 249 amino acids. The record is from RefSeq and is a predicted model, not a curated record. The transcript has a single exon. Lineage: Eukaryota; Fungi; Ascomycota; Pichiomycetes; Serinales; Metschnikowiaceae.
AUGAUUAAGGAAAAGCCCUCGGACUCGCCACUUUUGAGAAGUGAGCCCGUGGUUUACACCAACCACAGGGUUUUUCUCGUGGUGUUUCUCGCCUUCUGCCUGGUGCUUUCAUUAGUAGAGUGCAUUCUGCCAUUCCUUCAGGAAUUGUACAAGCCAGAUGAUAUCUCGAACGCUGGUUCCGUGAUGGCAUGGUUGCUAUUCUACGUGGCUGCCACCUGUCGUCUAGAUGAGCCAUAUGGUUUCAAGCAGGUGAUGAACUGCGGUCUAGUAUUGUGUGGGAUAAGAGCCAUUCUCGAGGCCGCAUCUCUAGCAACAGGCUCCAAAAGCCUUCAUGAAGUAACUCUGUUCUUGAGUACCGUGGGCGGUACUUAUGCUUUCCCCAACGCAAACUUCUUACUUGGAAAAUACUGCCCACGUUUUCUGUGGUUAGUCACCUAUUGCACAUACGCAUUGGCAGUAUUUGCUACGGUCAAGUUUUCGAGUAUCGCCCAGCACCCCUUGACCUACCCCGUGUUUGCCCUUCUUUGCUUGGUGAGUGCUUUCUUGCUGCAUCUGACCGUGCCCAAUGGACCCGUGCAACCGGUGUCAGUGAAGACAAUCUACCAUUUGGCUGGCGUUGCAGGACUAGCAGCUUUGCACUACAUUUGGGUCCUUUAUUCCACCAACAGUCCAGGUUCAUUGUGGUACUACCUACGUGCCGUUGCCAUCACCAUUGGAGUGUUUGGUUGCGAAUGGCUUGUUUUUAGGUAA